CCAUUCCCUCCUACUUAAUCUACUCUUUUGGUUGUUCGCAACACGCCACACUCACCGCGACCUUUAUUUUGCGUAGGUUUGUUUCUAGCAAGGUGAACGAACCACACGAUGUCGAAGGAGGCCCCCCGUGAACCAGAACAGCUCCGCAAGCUGUUUAUUGGAGGGCUUAGCUUUGAAACGACGGACGAAAGCUUGCGGGCCCACUUCGAACAAUGGGGUGCGCUUACAGAUUGCGUGGUAAUGAGGGAUCCCAACACAAAGCGAUCGCGCGGGUUCGGGUUCGUGACGUACUCUUCUGUGAACGAGGUCGACGCAGCCAUGGAGGCGCGUCCACACAAGGUGGACGGCAGGGUAGUGGAGCCGAAAAGGGCGGUCUCUAGGGAGGAUUCAAAUAGACCAGGUGCACACAUGACUGUGAAAAAGAUCUUUGUUGGUGGCAUCAAAGAAGACACGGAAGAGUGCCACCUGCGAGACUACUUUGAACAGUUUGGCAGGAUCGAGGUGAUCGAGAUCAUGACCGACAGGGCCAGUGGAAAGAAAAGGGGCUUUGCCUUCGUAACAUUUGACGACCACGACGCGGUGGACAGGAUAGUUAUUCAGAAGUACCACACCUUGAACGGACACAACUGCGAAGUCAGGAAAGCACUUUCCAAGCAGGAAAUGGCCAGCUCUGGUACGAGUAUGAGGGGGCGAGGCGGUGGUAAUUUUGGACGAGGUGGGGGUUAUGGAGGUAAUGAUUUUGUCCAGGGUGGAUACUUCGGUGACCGUGGUGGAAGAGGUGGCUAUGGCGGGGGUGAUGGAUACAAUAACGGAGGUGGCUUUGGAGGAGGAGAUGGUGGUUAUGGUGGUGGUCCUGGAUACGGGGGUAACCGUGGAUACGGCGGUGGGCAGGGGGGGGGUUACGGUGGUAACCAAGGCGGUGGCGGAGGCGGCUAUGGCGGGAAUGGAGGAUAUAACGGCUACAACAACGGAGGUGGUGGCGGUGGAGGAGGAGGUGGCGGAAACUUUGGUGGUGGAAACUUUGGGGGCAACAGCUACAAUGACUUUGGCAACUACAACAGCCAGGGCUCCUCCAACUACGGCCCGAUGAAGGGGGGGGGCAACUUCGGGGGCGGAGCCAGGAACAGCGGAGGCCCGUACGGUGGAGCAGGUGGAUAUGGCGGAGGCUCCAGCAGUGGUGGAUAUGGCGGCAGUGGAGGUGGGGGACGGCGGUUCUAGGCACUUCCGGGGAGGGUACAGUACUUAGGAGGGAGGAGAGAGGAGAGGAGAGCCAGAGAGGGGACAGGGAAGCGUCAGGCUUAACGCCAUAGAUCUGCUCAGCCAAACGGUGGUGGGGUAUUACAGCAGCAGCGCCCACAGAUGCACAGUAGCAGGGAAGAAACGUGUUUGUUUCCUGCCGCCAUGCGGGAAUAUUUUAUAUAGAUGCCCUUUUUGUUUCUGUGAAAAGCAUUCCGAUGUUUUAUGUAAAUUUUAGUUUGGUGCCCAUUAGGGUGUUUUUGUUUGAUUAUUUUUUAAAUGUAACUGCAACAAAUCAUGUGUUUUUGAAAUAAAACCAUCUUUCAGUUCCUUUUUUAAAGGAAA
Messenger RNA from Conger conger (European conger), 1581 nucleotides. Its product is annotated as heterogeneous nuclear ribonucleoprotein A1-like. The record is from RefSeq and is a predicted model, not a curated record. The transcript has 11 exons. Gene Ontology annotation, molecular function: RNA binding. NCBI's taxonomy places the organism in Eukaryota, Metazoa, Chordata, Actinopteri, Anguilliformes, Congridae. The coding region runs from base 109 to 1218 and encodes 369 amino acids.